GAGGCGGCGCGGGCCAGACCGGGCCACCAUGGCGCUGUUGACCGCGGACCGGGCGGCGGCGCGCGCGCUGUGGAGGAAGCUGGGCAGCAACGUCGUGGUCUACGCCACCGAGGCCCUGCAGAGGACCUUCCCCUCCUUCCCCGCCACCAAGACCUACUUCCCCCACUUCGACCUGAGCCCCGGCUCCGCCCAGGUCCAGGCCCACGGCAAGAAGGUGGGCGACGCCCUGACCCUCGCCGUCGGCCACCCGGACGACCUGCCCGGCGCCCUGUCCGCCCUGAGCGACCUGCACGCGCACAAGCUGCGGGUGGACCCGGUCAACUUCAAGGUGACCGGCCGCUGUCUGCUGGUGACCUUCGCCCGGCACUACCCUGGCGACUUCGGCCCUGCCCUGCACGCCGCGCCCGACAGGUCUCUGAGCCACGUGACGUCGGCGCUGGCCUCCAAGUACCGCUGGAAUCGGGGGCAGGACCCCAGCCGCCCCCUGCCGCGAGGUCCUGCUGUUUGA
Messenger RNA from Choloepus didactylus (southern two-toed sloth), 508 nucleotides. Its product is annotated as hemoglobin subunit theta-1-like. The transcript has 3 exons. Gene Ontology annotation, cellular component: blood microparticle; hemoglobin complex; haptoglobin-hemoglobin complex. Gene Ontology annotation, molecular function: iron ion binding; haptoglobin binding; heme binding. Lineage: Eukaryota; Metazoa; Chordata; Mammalia; Pilosa; Megalonychidae. The coding region runs from base 29 to 508 and encodes 159 amino acids. Gene Ontology annotation, biological process: oxygen transport; hydrogen peroxide catabolic process. The record is from RefSeq and is a predicted model, not a curated record.